AUGCCGCUGAAGAAACCAGAGUUGAUAAAUAACACAGGAAUUGCCACGGUAUGGACCCCUGAAGAGCAAACUAUUCUGGAUAAUGCCCUUGCUAGAUAUCCAUUGGACUCGUGUGUUUCUUCUUGUCUACGUUACGCAAAAAUCUCGUUAGAGCUUCCAGAAAAGACCACCAAAGACGUCGCUAUGCGUUGUAGAUGGAUCAAAGAAUUGGGAAGAGUCAAAGUUGAGAAUUCAAUCUCGGCUCCUCAUGAUGCGGUCACCAAUGAGCUUCUUAAACAGAACGAGCAACUGUCUGAACAGAUCAAUGCAAAUCUCACAUCCUCAAAGGUCCUAGAUAACCUUCCUCUCUUCAAUCAGAUUUAUGAGAACAUCAUGGAACUUUUCAACAAGUUGGACGAGAAUGUGCCGGACAAGAUGAAGCAGAUGCCACCAUUGCGGGAGAUGUUGAACGAUGAUCUAUUUAAUUUAAUCCUUCCUCAUAUCUACCUAAACCAACAUGAAUGA
Messenger RNA from Raphanus sativus (radish), 504 nucleotides. RefSeq lists its product as uncharacterized. The coding region runs from base 1 to 504 and encodes 167 amino acids. The record is from RefSeq and is a predicted model, not a curated record. The transcript has a single exon. NCBI's taxonomy places the organism in Eukaryota, Viridiplantae, Streptophyta, Magnoliopsida, Brassicales, Brassicaceae.